AUGUCAUGGCGCCCGACCUACCGAAGCUCCAAGUUUCGAAACGUCUAUGGAAAAGUGGGAAGUCGGGAGCACUGCUAUGACGGCAUCCCUAUCACCAAGAACGUCCAUGACAACCACUUCUGUGCUGUCAACUCCAAGUUCUUGGCUGUGGUCACUGAGAGUGCUGGUGGGGGCUCAUUUAUCAUCAUUCCUGUUUCCCAGUCAGGCCGCCUUGAUUCUCACUACCCAAAAGUAUGCGGGCACCAAGGCAACGUACUGGACAUCAAGUGGAACCCUUUCUUUGAAAACAUCAUAGCUUCCUGUUCAGAGGAUAGCUCGGUGCGAAUAUGGGAGAUCCCAGAGGGCGGACUGAAACGCAAUAUGACCGAGGCAGUGUUGGAGCUAUAUGGUCACAGCAGACGGGUGGGUCUGAUUGAGUGGCAUCCAACCAGUAGUGGCAUCCUUUUCAGCGCUGGCUACGAUUAUAAGAUCCUUAUCUGGAACUUGGAGAUUGGAGAGCCAGUAAAAAUGAUUGACUGCCACACAGAUGUCAUCCUUAGCAUGUCCUUCAACACAGACGGCAGUCUGAUGGCCACCAGCUGCAAGGACAAGAAGCUGCGAGUUAUUGAGCCACGCUCCGGCAGAGUCCUUCAGCAAGCCAGCUAUAAGAACCACCGUGUAAACCGAGUUGUCUUCCUUGGCAACCUCAAGCGGCUGCUCACCACAGGCGUCUCUCGUUGGAACACACGUCAGAUUGCUCUUUGGGAUCAGGAGGAUUUGUCAAUGCCGGUGAUGGAGGAGGACAUUGAUGGUCUCUCAGGACUAUUGUUUCCCUUCUAUGACAGUGACACUCACAUGUUGUACUUAGCAGGCAAGGGAGAUGGCAACAUCCGCUACUUCGAGAUAACAACAGAGAAACCAUACAUCCAAUACCUAAUGGAGUUCCGGUCACCAGCCCCCCAGAAAGGAUUAGGCGUAAUGCCAAAGCGUGGUCUGGAUGUGGGAGCUUGCGAGGUGUUCCGCUUCUAUAAGCUUGUCACACUGAAAGGCUUGAUAGAGCCUAUUUCAAUGAUCGUACCAAGAAGGUCGGACACAUACCAAGAAGACAUUUACCCAAUGACUGCAGGAACAGAACCUGCACUUUCAGCUAACGAGUGGCUCAGUGGUAUUGACAAAGACCCAGUCCUAAUGUCCCUGAAGGAUGGGUACCACCGACCAAACAAGUUAGUAUUCAAAGCCCCAGUGAAGGAGAAGAAAAAUAUUGUCGUGAAUGGGAUCGACCUGCUUGAGAAUAUUCCUCCCAGGACGGAAAAUGAGCUUCUGCGGAUGUUCUUCCGGCAGCAGGAUGAGUUGCGGAGGCUGAAGGAGGAGUUGAGCUCCAAGGAUGUACGAAUACGUCAGUUGGAGUUGGAACUUAACAACAUGAAGAAUGUGAGCCCUCAUAACAUCUGA
This is a messenger RNA of Nerophis lumbriciformis (worm pipefish), 1431 nucleotides long. Lineage: Eukaryota; Metazoa; Chordata; Actinopteri; Syngnathiformes; Syngnathidae. The record is from RefSeq and is a predicted model, not a curated record.